This is a messenger RNA of Cryphonectria parasitica EP155, 1062 nucleotides long. RefSeq names its product family 28 glycoside hydrolase. Gene Ontology annotation, cellular component: extracellular region. The record is from RefSeq and is a predicted model, not a curated record. Bases 1 to 1062 code for a protein of 353 amino acids. Gene Ontology annotation, molecular function: polygalacturonase activity. The transcript is spliced from 4 exons. Lineage: Eukaryota; Fungi; Ascomycota; Sordariomycetes; Diaporthales; Cryphonectriaceae. Gene Ontology annotation, biological process: pectin catabolic process.
AUGCAUCGCCAGAUUGCUACCAUCCUCGCCGGCGUGUCUGCCCGGGAUUCUUGUGUCUUCAGCGGCAGUGAUGGUGCCGCCUCAGCCUCGGCCUCCAAGGCUGACUGCGCCACCAUCACUCUGUCUGCCCUGACCGUUCCCUCGGGCACGACCCUCGACCUCACUGAUCUGAGUGAUGGCACGUCGGUGGUAUUUGAAGGAACAACAACCUGGGAGUACGCAGAGUGGGACGGUCCCCUCUUUGCCGUCUCUGGAAGCUCCAUCACCGUCUCGGGUGCUGACGGGCACGAGCUCGACGGCCAGGGCGCUCUCUGGUGGGACGGCGAGGGAGACGAUGGUAUUUCCAAGCCAAAGUUCUUCCAGGCCCACGACCUGACCGACUCUACCAUCGAGAACAUCAACAUUGUCAACCCGCCUCAUCAGGUGUUCAGCAUCAACGGCUGCCAGACCCUCACCGUCUCUGGCGUCACCAUCGAUGCCUCGGACGGCGAUGCUGAUGAUCUCGGUGCCAACACGGACUGCUUCGAUAUUGGCAGCUCUGAUUCGGUCACCAUUACCGGCGCCACGUGCUACAACCAGGACGACUGCGUGGCUGUCAACUCCGGAACCAACAUCAUCUUCAGCGGAGGCUACUGCUCCGGCGGCCAUGGUCUGUCCAUCGGCAGCGUUGGUGGCCGUGAUGACAACACUGUGGAUACUGUGACGUUCUCGGACAGCCAGGUCAUCGACUCGCAGCAGGCUGUGCGCAUCAAGACCAUCUCGGGCGACACAGGCACCGUCAAUGCCAUUACCUACAAGGAUAUCACCAUCUCUGGAGCCACGGACUACGGUGUGAUCAUUACUCAGGCCUACGACGGCGAUGAGGCUACGACUGGCGUUCCUAUCACUGGCCUGGUUCUUGAUGGCGUUACCGGAACCGUCAGCAGCGAUGCUGAUGCGGCCAUCUUCAUUGACUGCGGUGACGGUUCCUGCUCUGACUGGACUUGGUCGGGUGUUGAUCUUACUGGCGCUGACAACGACUGCACCAACCAAUGGAUUAAGAAGCUGACUUUAUGUGAAUAG